AUGCCCUGGCAACCCUUGCCUCGCAUCGCCUUCGCCGUAGCGACAUACCCCUUUACAGCCUCGAGCCCCGCCGACCUGCCCCUCGAGCUUGGCGAUGAGCUGUACAUCAUCGAGGAGACCCCCGAUGGCAAUUGGCUCCGCGGAUACCUGGUCGCGCCCCCCAGCCUGCUGGCCGGCCUCACCAGCGUCAAGGGCCAGACGCUAGAGGCCCGCGUCUUCAGCGGCAUCUUCCCGCGCAGCUGCGUCGAGGUCCGCGAGGUGCUGGGCGAGACCGACGAAACCGACGACAACGACAACGAGACCGACGAUGGCGCCGCCGAGGCCCAGAAUGUCGGCAGCGACUCGGCCAAGAGCGGGCUGGGGAACGCAGAGAAGAGGCGGCACCGGGACAGGGCCAAGGGGCUUGAGCUCUCUCUCGGCGGGCUUGACUCUAAGGGAAGGAGCCUGCCCAACGGGACGCUGGGACGGCUCUCGGUGCCCGUGAAGCGCGACCCCAACGUGCCGCGGCCGCCCGCCCCCGUGCCCAUGCUCAAGAUCGGCGACGAGACUCCCACGUCGGCCUCGGAGCCGCUCAUCGACGAGAUCGCCUCCUGCCUGCGCGAGUGGCACUCGACCAACCUCCACGAGCUGCUCCUCUCUCGCCAGUACGCGAAGCUCGACACGCUGUCGCAGCUCAUCAUGAACCUGAACUUUUCGAGGCAGCAGUUCCUUCACGACGUGCUCACGGCCUGGGAGUUCAACAACCUCCGCGAGAAGACGGUAUGGGACCUGGUGCGCGUCAACAAGCUCUGCGGGGGCGAGGUCAUCGUGCGCGACCCGCACGAACGAGGGCGCGUCUUGACCGGGGACGACUCUGUGGUGGAAAUAACGAGGCUGCAGUCCGUCAUGAGCCUCCUGGACGAGCCUCCGACACACACGGUCGAGCUGACGGCCCUGCACCACCUCAUGGUGGACAUCAAAGGCUUCGCCGGCGCGUCAACCGAGUCGACGACACUGGUCAUAUACCUUGCAACAAAGCCGGCGGGAGGCACUCUGACGCCCCUCUCGGAGAGUUACAUCGUCGAGGUCCCUGCGGGCGGGCAGAUGGGACAGCUGGCCCGGAACACGCAGAUGCGCGCCCUGUUCGCCGACCUCUCUGCCGCCGACAUUGGCGACAUUCCCUCGAUCGAGUCGGAGCUGUUUCUCGUGGUCAAGAUCCACGCGCCCCAGCAGGUCGUGGCGGUUAAGCCCAGCUCGCGGUCUGGCUCCAUGGCGCAGGGUCUGUCGCAGUUCUCGUCCAAGGAAUCGUCGAAGCCUCCGCUGUCGGCCGGCAACAAAUCCAUGCGAAGGAGCCUCAUGUGGGGGAAGAGCACGCGGUCGGCCUUCUCGAGGGGGAACCCGAAGCUGGAUGUCUUGUCGGAGCAGGUCGAGGACCACCAGACCACGGCGGGCGCCGAGAGCAGAGACGGCCUGCCCCCGAGCACGGCAAACUCCAAAAGCGGCCGAGCCUCGGUGGAUGUUCAGCCCACGCAGACGACGGCAGAUAGGACCCUCGGCAUUGGCGUCCUGAAGCUGAGCUCCAUCAUGAAGCAGGACGAGGACGUCGAGCAUGUCGUGAGCAUAUGGGCGCCGUCGGCGCGGCUGUCGUCGGAGAGACAGGAGGACAGCGAGGACUGGGACCCGAUAAUACGCGAAAUCAUGGAGAGCAAGACGGGCCACUACGAAAAGUCGAGGCGCGCCGAACGGUUACACGUCCAUCUCAAGGCCUUCAAUAACCCCGAUGCCGAUGCGCUUAUCAAGGCCACCCCGACCAUCCUGUCGGGCGUCUGCAAGACCAACAAGAUGGGCUUCACUGGCGCGCCGACCAAGCCCAGGUCCGACAUCUACCUGACCGUCGACGAAGCCAUCUUGAACCGGCACACCCUGCUGUCGCGGUAUGGCGGGAGCGCAACGUCAGUCCCGAGCAGCAUCCACGGUCACAACCUCCAGGUCACGCUCGAGGUGAGGAGGUCGACGGGCGAGCGCAUCGACAACUGCAUCUACCCUUCGUCAAACACCGAGGGCAUCAGCACGUGGAGGACGGUCGCCACCGAGCGCGGAGACCCGUGGCGGCAGACGAUCAAACUGGUGCUCGCGCCGCAAGACGUGUACUCGGCACAUGCCGUGCUGCACAUUGCAGACGCGCCGAGCCACCCGUUCGCCAUCGCCUACAUGCCGCUCUGGGACCAGCAGGCCUUUAUCCACGACGGGCCCCACGGCCUCUUGCUGUACAAGAUGGACGAGAACACUUCUGCUCCCCAGUCGGGCGCGCAGGGCAGGGGCGGUUAUAUGAGCUUACCGUUUACAACCAAAAGCAGAGAGGGGGUGCAGGACGAGGUGACGGGUCCUCUUGCCAUGCUGCGUGUCGAGACGUAUCUCUGCAGCACGAGGUUCUCUCAAGACAGGGUGGUGCUAGGGCUCCUGGGGUGGAAAGAGUCGUCCCGCGAAGGCAUCCCGGACCUCCUUAAGCAAUUCAUCUUUGUCGCCGAGAUCGAAGUCGUCAAGCUGCUGAACGACGUCCUGGACGCGCUGUUUGGCAUUCUCGUCGAGUAUUCGGGCAACGACGACUACGAGGAUCUGGUGUUUACGGCUCUCGUGAGGGUUCUGGACAUUGUCCACGACCGCCGGUUCAACCUUUCGCCUCUUGUGGACCAGUACGCCGAGAGCAAGUUCAACUACCCCUACGCCACGGCCUGCCUGGUCCGGUCCUUUACCCGGUUGCUGUCCAGACCCACCGAGCCUGAGGCGGCUAGGAAGCUGCGCGCCACCUUCAAAGUCGCGCGGCACAUCCUCAAGUUCAUCACGCACGCCCGAGGCCAGCAAAAGGCCAAGGAGGCCGGGAUCGGAAUUACGAGCACGAGCCCGGGCUUCACGCGCCACCUGCGGAGCAUAUUCAAGGCCCUCGACGCCAUGAUGCGCAGCACCGCGCCUGUGCUGGUCGGCAGCCAGACACUGGCCGUCCAGCACUUCCACACGUGGCUCCCAGAGCUGGCCGGGCUGUUGACGACGGAGGAGAUACUGCAUAUUGCUAUUGACUUUAUGGAUUCCUGCUCCAGCGUCAAAGGGAAGCUCGUCCUGUACAAGUUGGUUCUGAUCAUCAACUACGCCAAACUCGAAAUCUUCUCGCACCCUGAGCAGCGAUCCGCCCUGAGCGCUAAUACUGUCAGGUGGAUUGCACCGCACUGGGGCCAGACGGACGAGGUAACGGAGCCCUGGAAGGAGCAGGUCCGCCUGUGCUGCUCGGUCCUUGCGAGCCAGGUCGACCACCUCGGCCCCGAGAUCCCUGACUACAUCCCCAAGAUCAUCCAGUCGUACCUGGCCAUCCGCGCCGUCGAACAAAAGCCAAAGACGCGUCUCUCGCUUCUCUUUCCCAACUCGUACCCCUUCCCCACGAAGCCAACCGCCGCGCCGGAGCUGUUCGACGAGGCCCUCAUCGAGCUCUCGGCCGUGCUAUCUGCGCUGUCCAACUCCCCGAGCGGGAUGCAGCUCGAGCUGGCCGAAGACGACCUCAACAUUAUUGUCGAGAACUCGCUGCGCGCCCACAUGAGCAUCCUGCAGGGCGAGACCUUCCCGGCCAACUGGCUCAGCGUGCACAUCUUCCAUCACAAAUCAACCAUGCGGACCCUGCAGUAUCUCGCCGGCAUCCUGCUCGAGUCCUUCCUUCCCCACCCCGACGAGGCCGAGAACUUCAACACGGAGCUGUGGAAGCUGUUCUUCACCACGCUGCUCAAGCUGGUCGGGAGCCCGUCGCUCGCGCUGGAAACGUUUCCCGAGCAAAAAAGGCGGGCCGUCUGGAAGAUUGCCGGCGACGUCAGAGAGCACGGGGCCGAUCUUCUGCGGAGGACCUGGGAGGCCAUCGGCUGGGAGACCAGCCUCGAGGAAAGGAGCAGAUACGGCCUCUCCAAGAUGGGCGGCUACCAGGUCCAGUACGUGCCGACGCUUGUCGGCCCCAUUGUCGAGCUCUGCCUCAGCGUGCACGAGGGGCUCCGGCGCAUGGCGGUCGAGGUGCUGCAGACAAUGAUUGUCAGCGAGUGGACGCUGAGCGAGGACCUGUCGGUCAUACAAACCGAGAUGAUCGACUGCCUCGACGUCUACUUCAAAACCAAACCCCUGACCGAGAGCAUACUACAGAAGCUAUUUGUCAACGAGCUGCUGAGCCGCUUCGAGCCGCUAUCACGGACCCCGGACGGACCACUACACCUAGCUCUCCGCGAGCUCAUGGGCACGGUUAACGAGUUCCUCGACCUGCUGGUGGCAGUCCACAGCGGAGACGGGUCCGGGGAGGCGUCGCAUCUCAUCCACCGCCUGAGGCUGAUGGAGUUCCUGCGCGACAUGCAGAAGGAGGAGAUCUUUGUCCGCUACGUGCACCAGCUGGCGAACCUGCAGGCCGACGCCCGGAACCACGCCGAGGCCGGUCUCGCGCUCCGGCUGCACGCAGACCUCUACGACUGGGACCCUAACAGGGCGACGCCUGCUCUCCACGAUCCCGAGUUUCCCACGCAGUCCCACUUUGAGCGCAAGGAGAGGAUCUACUUUGACAUGAUCAAGCACUUUGAGGACGGGGAGGCAUGGAGCCGUGCGCUCUCGGCCUACAAGGAACUGCAGGUGCAGUACGAGACCAACAUCUUUGACUUUUCCAAACUGGCCCGCACGGAGCGCGCCAUUGCCAACAUCUACGAGAUCAUCGCUAAGAGCGAUAAGCUGGUGCCCAAGUACUUCAAGGUGACGUACAAGGGGCUGGGCUUCCCGACUAGCGUGCGCGACAAGGACUUUGUCUUUGAGGGCUCGCCCACCGAGCGCACGUCGGCCUUUACCGACCGCAUCCAGGAGAUGUACCCGUCUGCGCAGAUUGUCGCGAGCGAGCACAUUGACGACCUGGAGGGCCAGUUCCUGGUCAUCUCGGCCCUCAGCCCCCACCGCGACCUGAGCCACCACGUCUACCAGCGCGCACGCGUGCCGCAGGUCAUCCGAGACUAUCUCGUGUCCAACCACCCCCAGGCCUUCUCUGUCAGCUCCCGGCGGAACACGAGCGGCCCGGUCACGGAGCACUACGCGGAGAAGAUUGUCUACAGCACGGCCGAGUCGUUCCCGACCAUUCUGCGGCGCAGCGAGGUCGUUUCGACGCACGAGGUGCGUCUGUCGCCAAAGGAGACGGCGCUGGAGCGCAUUGUGCGCAAGACGGCAGAGAUGGCGACUGUCGAGCGCAAGGUGGCCGAGGGCGAUGGCGGCGACGAAGCGGCGCAGCUGCUCCUGGACGCCGUCAGCAUCAGCGUGAAUCCCAACUCUGAGAGCAGCGUCAUGUGCUACCGCGAGCUGAUCCCGGGAAUGUCCCGAGCGGGCGACUCGCCAGAGGCGGGCAGCGACGACGGCAUGGACCCCGAGCCGCCCGAGCUCGACGCCCAAGAGAACGCAAUCAAGAUGGCGCUGGUGGACCAUGCGAUCCUGAUCAAGCGGUGUCUAAUGACAUUUGGCCGGAGUUCAAACUCGAUCCUCAACCGGCACCUCGAGGAUCUUCAGCGAUACUUUGAAAGUACCUUUGCGCCAGAGAUUGCCGUCUUCACUCCGGCGCAGCCAGCGCGCGACGGCAAUGCCAGCCCGUCGCCGACGUGGCCCCGCUCGCCGCCGUCGACCCUCGGGGGCACAGUGCACCCGCAGAAUCUGGCCGGGGCCGCGCCCUUGGCAGCCAACGGCCUUGGCGCCGACGACGUCGCCGUGCAGCCGGUGCGACAGGGCCGCGGCGCCCGCCUCAGCUUCCUGGGCGGCCGUAAGAAGGAGCAGCCCAAGGAGCAGCCGCAACAGCAGCAGCGCCCCCAUCCGCCGAUACUUCCCCCGCUCCUAAUUAACGGGGACGGCGCACACCACGCGUUCGAGGAGAACUCGGCCUCGACAAGCCGCAGCAAGGACAACCCGAACCGGCGCAGCUUCUUCCGCGCCUCCCACUCGUCGCCAGACAACACGCGGCCCAGCCUCCACAUCAACGGCGCGGCGGACAUGAGCGGCGGCGCCAGCGGCCUGGACUGGGUCACGGACUCGGGCGCUAGUGCUGGUGGUGCCCACGAGAACUCCGACGCCUCAACCGCCGCCGCUACGUCUCUCGGUAGGGAAAAGGAACGCGCUACGGACCACGCGAGCAACGUCGUGCUACUCAACGUCGGUAGCGUCAAGAAGAGGCUGAGCAUCCUGCGUCUAGGCAAGAAGAGCAGCAGAGGGAAUGGGCUGAUGACGAGCUUAGACGAGGAGUAG
Molecule: messenger RNA, 6261 nt
Organism: Lasiosphaeria miniovina
Lineage: Eukaryota; Fungi; Ascomycota; Sordariomycetes; Sordariales; Lasiosphaeriaceae
Exons: 2
Coding region: 1-6261 (2086 amino acids)
Biological process (GO): small GTPase-mediated signal transduction
Cellular component (GO): cytoplasm; plasma membrane
Molecular function (GO): small GTPase binding; guanyl-nucleotide exchange factor activity
Source: RefSeq, a predicted model, not a curated record